Kalmanozyma brasiliensis GHG001 is the source of this 933-nucleotide messenger RNA. Its product is annotated as ARP2/3 complex, 34kDa subunit (p34-Arc). Lineage: Eukaryota; Fungi; Basidiomycota; Ustilaginomycetes; Ustilaginales. Gene Ontology annotation, molecular function: actin filament binding; structural constituent of cytoskeleton. Gene Ontology annotation, cellular component: actin cytoskeleton; Arp2/3 protein complex. Bases 1 to 933 code for a protein of 310 amino acids. The transcript has a single exon. The record is from RefSeq and is a predicted model, not a curated record. Gene Ontology annotation, biological process: actin filament polymerization; Arp2/3 complex-mediated actin nucleation.
AUGAUCCUGCUCGGCACGGAGAACAUCAUCAUUCGCGAUGUGUUGACAGAAAAGUUCGAGCGACCCGCCUCGGUCGAUCAGACCUUCACCGACUUCGAUGGCGUCGCAUACCACCUGGAAUCGACAUCCAAAGCGGGGCCACUCACCCUCUCGAUGGACAUCCGAUGCUGGUCCGAGCUGGUGCAAGCUGGUGCUCUCGAUGUGCUGAAGCGCGAGUACGGCUCUUGGAUCCGCGAUAGCGUCGAGCCGGAGUACAGCGUCACUCUUGAGUUUGAUUUCGCCAAGGUGCCCGCGGCAGGACCGGAACGCGAUGCCCUGAUCGCCAACGUCUCGCUGCUCAAGCGCAAUGCCAUGGCUGCUCCCUUCGAGCGAGCGUUCGCGAUGCAGAAGCAGCUCGAAGAGGCUUCGCAAACCGACAUGCCCAGCAGCGGAACCGAGAUCAUGCCCAUCAACUACCGCGACGACGAAGCGAUCUACAUCAUCCCGUCGCACGACCGCGUCACCGUCGUCUUCACCACCACGUUCAAGGAGGAAACGGACAAGGUGCUGGGCAAGGUGUUUCUGCAGGAGUUUGUGGAUGCGAGACGUCAGCCCUCCAUCCAGACGGCACCCCAGGUAAUCUACUCGAACCGCGAACCACCGCUCGAAGUGCGCAACGUCCAGGGUCUCAACCGCGGCGAAGACGUGGGCUAUGUCACCUUCGUCCUCUUCCCGCGACACUUUAGCACCGCCGAAGUCGCAGCAGGCACCAUCUCGAGGAUCCAACUCUUCAGGGACUACCUGCAUUACCACAUCAAGUGCAGCAAGGCUUACAUGCACAGCAGGAUGAGGCAUCGCGUGGCAGAGUUCCUCAAGGUGCUCAACAGAGCCAAGCCCGAGCUGGCUGAGAAGGAGAGGAAGACGGCUUCCGGAAGGACUUUCCGUCGUGCAUAG